This is a messenger RNA of Jaculus jaculus (lesser Egyptian jerboa), 1924 nucleotides long. It is a transcript of the gene S1pr2, whose product is annotated as sphingosine-1-phosphate receptor 2. The record is from RefSeq and is a predicted model, not a curated record. Lineage: Eukaryota; Metazoa; Chordata; Mammalia; Rodentia; Dipodidae. Gene Ontology annotation, cellular component: membrane. The coding region runs from base 172 to 1227 and encodes 351 amino acids. The transcript is spliced from 2 exons. Gene Ontology annotation, biological process: sphingosine-1-phosphate receptor signaling pathway. Gene Ontology annotation, molecular function: sphingosine-1-phosphate receptor activity.
GGCGGCUCUCCCCGCCUCCCUCUGUCCGCGGUCCCCCACCCCGGGACGUAGCCCGAGCCCCUCCGCGGCUGCCCCGGGGUCACCGACGCCGAGGCCCCUCUGGCCAGGGCAGGGAGCCGGAGCCGAGCCAGUUCCCAGCCCCAUGGCCCCAGCCGGCCACUGAUCCCCACCAUGGGUGGUUUAUACUCCGAGUACCUCAAUUCAGAGAAGGUCCUGGAACACUACAAUUAUACCAAGGAGACGCUGGACACUCAAGAGACACCCUCUCGUCAGGUGGCCUCGGCCUUCAUCAUCAUCUUGUGCUGCGCCAUCGUGGUGGAGAACCUCCUGGUGCUCAUCGCAGUGGCCAGAAACAGCAAGUUCCACUCCGCCAUGUACCUGUUCCUAGGCAACCUGGCCGCCUCUGAUCUUUUGGCGGGUGUGGCCUUUGUGGCCAAUACUUUGCUCUCGGGCCCUGUUACACUGUCCCUGACACCUUUGCAGUGGUUUGCCCGUGAGGGCUCUGCCUUCAUCACACUAUCUGCAUCUGUCUUCAGCCUCUUGGCCAUCGCCAUCGAGAGACAUGUGGCCAUUGCCAAGGUCAAACUCUAUGGCAGUGACAAGAGCUGCCGGAUGCUGAUGCUCAUUGGGGCCUCGUGGCUCAUCUCCCUGAUCCUUGGUGGUCUGCCCAUCCUUGGCUGGAACUGCCUGGGUCACCUUGAGGCCUGCUCCACCGUCCUGCCACUCUACGCCAAACAUUAUGUGCUCUGCGUGGUGACCAUCUUUUCUGUCAUCUUGUUGGCCAUUGUUGCUCUGUAUGUCCGUAUCUACUGUGUGGUCCGUUCUAGCCAUGCUGAUGUGGCAGGUUCCCAGACGCUGGCCCUGCUCAAGACAGUCACCAUCGUGUUGGGGGUCUUCAUUGUGUGCUGGCUGCCUGCUUUCAGCAUCCUUCUCUUAGACUCUGCCUGUCCUGUUCGAGCCUGUCCUGUUCUGUACAAAGCCCAUUACUUCUUUGCUUUUGCCACUCUCAACUCGCUGCUCAAUCCUGUCAUCUACACGUGGCGCAGCCGAGACCUGCGGCGGGAGGUGCUGAGGCCCUUGCAGUGCUGGCAGCGGGGGACAGGGGUGACAGGACGUGGUGGGACCCCGGGCCACCGUCUCCUGCCCCUCCGCAGCUCCAGCUCUCUGGAGAGAGGCUUUCACAUGCCCACAUCUCCCACAUAUCUGGAGGGCAAUACAGUGGUCUGAAGGGUAGACUGAUUAACCAAUCCAUAAAGAGCUGUGUGUAGACGGACUGGGUGACCUUAAGAUGUCCCUACUCCACAGACCUGGGUGAUACUGAUAGUAGUUCACAGCCCAGCCUGGGGUGGCCAGAGGAGUCAGACUACUCAGAUGGCAGAGCUGUGACUUUGUAGGCGGGAGAUCAGAGCUGGAGGAUUUACCGUGUGCUACAGAGGAUAGUGGUUAUUUUCCUGUCUGACCUUCCAGCUUGUGCUGAGCUCCCCUCCCGUCACUUUUUAUGGACAGCUUCAGGCCACCUUCUUGGGAACCUCUGCGCCCAGGAGACAGGAGGCUUCCUUUUACUCCCUCCAGGCCCAAAUCCAUAGCUUCCCUAAUUUCAUCAGUCCCCUUCCCUGGCGGCUACUUCUCUUUCAUGGGCCAGGAAAGGGAACCAUGGGGUGCCAGUGGGGUAGGGAGGGGCUGAGUCCCAUUAUCAGACCCAUCAUUGGUCUGUUGCACUAUCUAGGCAUACAGGGAAUUAGUGAAGGGUUUGGAAACCAGCUGAGGGAGUGGAGAAGGACUUUGAGCUUCCUGGUGAGAAAAUUCUAGGGGAGAUGUAGCCCAUUCUGGCAUUCCCACCUUUGUACAUUUCCCUUGAACCCAGGUAUCAGGUCCAGGCUUGAGCCUCGUGACCAGCUUGCAAAUUGUCUUUUUUUUUUUUUUU